CUGCAUUAUAGGAGCAUGUUCAACUGCGUAUGCAAAUAAUCAAUCGGCUUGGGGGAAUAAGAAACGUUUGUUCUUAUCGCAGAUACUCGUGUGUAUUUCCAAGUCCACCCGUUUCAUAGAAAACUUAGGUAUUUUCAACUGGUACAUGGCUUCACAUUUUUUGGGGAAAUGAUCAUGUCCGAUUCUCCGGGUCUGCCUGACGCAUACGUUAAAGGUACGGAGACGGCGUCCGCAUGGAUUCCCUGCCACCGCUCUAUCCUCAGCGCCAACAGCCCGUAUUUCCGCUCCAUGUUCGCAUCGCCUAUGAAGGAAUCCCGCGACAGAUUCAUUCAGCUGCACAAUAUUCCCCACGGCAUCCUCACUCUACUCCUUCAUCACAUCCAUUCGUCUGAGAUUGCUGUCGAUGGAGACAACGCUAUCCCGCUUCUGCAAGCGGCCGGAAUUCUGGACAUGCCGGGCAUUCCUGGACAUGGUUGGGCAUCGUACAGUCGCAUCUCGAUUCCCAGCAACUGCUGUGAUCUUAUACUGGGCGGGACUGUUGUCGCAGCGUGAUCUCGCUGAGAAAGCCAAGCUCCUCUGCAUCAAACAUUUUACCGGUAUUCGCAGUCGGCGGACUUUUUGGAAUUGGAUAAAAGCCAACGAAAAGGGCAGGUUUUUCCUAAGCCCGCCAAAAUAAGAAACUGGUGAAACGGCACUGCAGAAACAUAAGUGAAGCUGGCCGAAUAUCAGCGCGGGUGCAGUCGCUGUCUGUGUGCGCAGUGGAUCACCACUCGGUCUGUAUGAGCGGCCGAAGCAACCGCAAUCCGCAGAGACGCAGGCCGGCGCGGCAGGACUGCCUCAUCUUGCACGCCCAUGCUGAAAUAUGUAUGUCGGUCUCAUCACUGCUAUGGGAAGUGAAGUCUGCAUGAGGGGAUAUAGUGGCAGCGAUGGGGAUACCACUGGCAAUACAGAUAUAAAUAUAUUAUCUGGAAUGUGGGAUAUAGUGGCAGCGAAUGCAGCCUUAGAGGGAUUUUUACACGUGUACACUGACGGUCUCCUGUGCGCUUAUGGUGAUGCAGUUGAAAUUGUUCUCUCUUUUGUCUAUUUGGAGGUUACAGCUUUACGGUAGUAACGAAAUUAACCAAUGUUUUGCCCGGAUAACCGCAAAAACGCAUAAUAUUAACGAAUAUACGGGUGAUGUCGAUGCACUAUGUAGCAGCACUUUAUCUUCUGGAAUCUGGAGAUAAUCACAUACUUGAUGCACGGCGCGUCCGAUUUUAUCUUCGCUUCACUUAUGUUGGAUCACACGCUUUGUUCGUCAGAAAUCAACGAAGCUCGAGAGGUUCUCAUGGAAACUAUGCGAUAAGACCGUCGCAACGGGCAGCCACGGGAAACGGGUAACCAUCGGCAGCGGUACUGAAAACCAGUUAAAGCAUGGAAAAGUCACCAAACAACGAACGAAUGGAUGAGGAAAAAAAACGGCGGAUCCGCGAACUGCGCACGGCCGGCCACACCCGGCAGGAAAUCGCGGAUCGCCUGGGCCUCACGUGGCACCAAGUCGUGCAUUACCUCUAUAAAGAGAAGAUCCUUAUUCGCACGAAACGAACGGCGGAGGAGAAAGAGAAAAUCAUGCAACUGCUACGCCAAGAAAAGUUUAGCGAUUCACAAAUUGCCAGGCAGUGCAACAUCUCCGAGUCGGUCGUGGGAGAAAUGCGGCGUAUGAUGGGCAUCACGGAAGAGCAGAGCAAAACCAUCAUGCAGUUGUUCCGUCGCGGCUCUUCCCGAACGGAUAUCAUGCGCGAGGUGGACGUAAGCGGUGAUGCCGUCGACAUUGUCGUUAAAAAAUACGGGCAAAGUUUUGUUGCACGCGAUAAGCUUCCGAUCAGCCAAAAGCAGAAGAGACAAAUAUUUGCCUGCAUUGAAAAAGGUCACAGUAGGCAACGCAUUCUGCAAAAGUUUUGUCUCUCGGAAGCCACUCUGGAAGCGUUAUUGCGGCAAAACGAAAACAGCUACCGGGAACGGUGCCGGCAAAGUUAUCAGCAGCGGCGAGAUACCGCGUUGAAACUGGCUAAACAGGGACUAGCUUGGGAAGAAAUAGCGAAACAGCUGAAAAUCAGCAGGAAGCGUUUAAGCCAGAUAGUGCAAAUGACCAGCCAGGAAUUGAUUUCGCCGGAGGAGCGUCUGCUAGCCAACGCCGAGACUGCUGCGCAACAUGGGAACGUCGAACGUGGACGUCGAAGAUCGGCUCGCUUGAGUGCCAAGCAAAGCGGAAAUCCUGGGAAUGAUCGCAGGUAUUCCGGUUAUUCUAACGAUGAUACCAGCUCUAGUGAAGACGCUCAUUCUUCUUCUUCCGAAAACUCCGAAAAGAGCGUCGAAGCAGUUAAUAAGGAAAAGCCAGCCGAUAAAGCGGUGACCUUAGUAAAAAAGUUAAAGGUCGGACAAAUAGCGGAGGAAAAAAUGCAACGGGUCUGCGAACUACGCAACGCCGGCUGCACCCGGCAGGAGAUCGCGGAACGCGAGGGUGUAAAAGUGAGUACGGUGAAGCAUAUUCUCAAGAAGAAAAAAUUAGCCAUUCGCCGCAAGCAGACACCGGAGCAGACAACACAGGUCAAAGAGUUGAUACGCCAGGGAAAGUUGAGUGACGCAGAAAUCGGGAGGCGGCUGAAAAUGUGCGGGACGGUGGUGGGAAAAAUGCGGCGAAUGCUCGGCGUCACUGCCGAGCAGAAGAAACGCAUCCUCCGUUUGUUCGAUGGCGGAUCUUCCCGAACGGAGAUUAUGCGGGAGGUCGGCGUGGAGGCGGAGGCGGUGGAUGCCGUACUGAAGAGUGUCGGACAGAGUUUUGCCGCGCGGGAUAAACUGCCAAUCAGCCAGAAGCAGAAGAAAGAAAUACUCAGCUGUUUUGAAAAGGGCGACACUAAAGCGGACAUUGCAGAGAAAUUCAACCUGUCGGAAAGCAUUCUGGAAGCGUUGUUGCGGCAGAAUGAGAACAGUUUCCGGGAGCGCCGGCAUCAGAAUUACCAGCAGAAGCGAACGGCUGCGCGGCAACUGCGUGCCGAGGGAUUGUCCUUGCGGGCCAUCGUGAAACGGCUGAAAAUCGGCCUGGACACUGCAGGGAAAAUGCUGAAAACGGCCAGUGAUGAUGAUGAUGAUGAUGAGGGCGAUCAGCUGGUUCAGGCAGCGCCGGCUAAUGAAGACGACGCUAACGAUGUUGCUCAUGUAUUCCGAAGGUCAGCUCGACUGAAGGCCAUGCAUCCUGGCGAUCCAGGCAGUCAACACGGGCGAACCGAUUGUCCUGGUUUAAAACCUUCCUCUUCGCAUGAUCGCGUCACAACAGCCGCACCCAAUAUUAACGCAACUGCCGGUAACAGCGAAGGCGAAGCAGCAACAAUAACUCCGCAGGAAAUCUCACCGGCAGUACUGGAUCCGGAUUUAAGAGAAAACCAGGCUGAAAGUACAGCGGACACCGAUCGCCUCCUGUCGCCCUCUGACGAAGGGAGUAAUAUCGCUCCACCACGACAGCAUAUCAAUGAUGCCGUUACGGUUAAUCCAUCACCCAUGGCACCAAAUGUCGAGUACCCGCAGCAGCUAUCCGCGCCUCUCGAUGAAGAUAUACCAACUCUCCCCUGUGAACGCACCCCGCCCACUAACGAAUGCUCAUUAGACGCGAUAAGCCAACAGCAUGUCGCUGCUGCAAGCAACGACCAGCCUACCAGCACAGCGGGCAGCCGAGUGCUCCAACCAUGUGACAGCUCUCCAGAAAUUCAGUGUAUCGAGACACAUUCCGAGCCAACCAAUAAUACACCCAUCACCGUGUCGAACCAGAUUUUGCCGGAGCAGGAAACGCGUACGGACGGGAGCAACAGUCCGUUCCGGGCACUGCAGGCCGUCGUGCGGAAACUGCGCCAACAGGGAUGCCCCUAUGAAGCGAUUACGCGGCGCAUCGAGGCCUGCUUCCGGUCUGCAGCCACGGCCUCGCGUGAUGACGAACGACCGGACAACACGUGCAGUGAAAUCUCCCCGAGUAACCGGCUGCCUGCUGCUCAGGCUGCGACUGCAGCACGUGACCCUGACACAUCUGCCAUUACACCGGCAAACCCAUUAUACCACGUGGAAGCGGAGGAUGCUGAUGCCGACCAGCACCGAACGGGUUCGGACGCGGAUCCAGUUAUUGCGGCACCGUGCCAAACAUCGCCCGGACCGGAGCCAAUGCAGAAUGAAGAGUGCCAGCCACCGGAUUUCAGAUCAGAAAGCGAGCCGGCAACAAGCGCCGAAGUCGAAGAGAGGCUCUCCAGUCCAUCGCCGAACGGUAGCUGUAAUGCUGGGACGCUUUCUCCGGGGUCAGAAAAUCUAUCAGCGGAAACUGGAGGAAUUCUGUGCAUUGACGACGGGCAGGAAGAUACGCUGCAGCGCGGUGAAGCAGAACAACCGGCAAUCAACCGUGGAAUUUCGUUACCUCUGAAUUCUUCAGCAUCCCGGGAAUUUGAUUCCGUUGUGUCCGGCCGCGUUUCAGUCAUUGUUCGUUGUGGACGUCUGCGUGGCUUGACCUCCACCGAAGGCGAUUCAGCGGACACCGGAAGCGGACAACACAUCGAUGCGGCGCUCAACCACCACAGUACGAACGUAACCGGAAGGCCGCGGUCUCCUGCUAACGCUGAGAGUGAAACCAGUCCAGAGCCUCACUGCGAAUCGCCCAGCACACUGAUAAGUAAUACGCUGACGGCUUUACCCGAACCCAGCAGUCAAGAGCCGGAUACGGGUGCAGACAGGGAAAGCGGACACGGGGAAAUUCAGUCCCUCCUUGGAGAACUGCCUCAACAGGGAUGUUCGCAUGAAGCAGUGAAUCUCGUUGCUUGUUCCCCGUCCGACGCCAUAUCCACUGGAGAUGGCGGUGGAAGUGACACAGGGCUGGGCAGCCACCACGAGGAAAUGCCUCCGAUGGACCAGCUAAUCAACACUGAGUCUUCGGGUUUUUGUGACCUUUCUACACCUGUGAACGCUUCCUGUCGGCUGGAAGAUAAUCCCGCCCACGCCGGGCAGCCAAGGCCGGAUUCAGCCGCCGAUCCAGAUAUCGCUGCCCCGAUCGUUGCUGCGUCUCGGCCUGAGUCGAUCUCCAGUAACGACCACCACCCAACGAUUCACACAUCCGAGGAUAUUCCGGAGAUGGGCGCUAAUACCGGCACUAUAACAUUACCACUUCCUUCCAGCGAAAUUCCACUAGUUCCCAAUUCCAGUUCUGUGCCCACCCCAUGCACGGGAACGACCUGCGAGACGGGAUCACUUCCGCCUGCGAAUGCGGUGGUGAAUAGCGGUGAUGGCGCCAGAUAUCAGUGUCGCAUUUGUCGCUUCUCCUGCGAGGACGAGGCCGCCUUCCUGCUACAUUUGGCCGACGCGGAGCACGCCCGGCUCUUCGCUGCCGGGGAUUUUCUGUACUGCACCGGUUGUAAGUUCAAAACCCGGAAACCGGCAACGAUGGGCCAGCACAUUGUUAAAUACCAAUCACAACGAACGCUGCAAACUAGCAAUAUGCAUUCUGUUAGCAGCUGUGCAUCAAGUUGUUGAAACCGUCUUGAACACAGUGCUAUAUUCUUGAUUGCUCGUUUCAGUCGAUUCUUCUAAGCAAUGGCGUAGCUCACUCCAUUGCAGCGAACCAGAUUACUGACGCGGAACACG
Molecule: messenger RNA, 5649 nt
Organism: Paramacrobiotus metropolitanus
Lineage: Eukaryota; Metazoa; Tardigrada; Eutardigrada; Parachela; Macrobiotidae
Exons: 7
Coding region: 1414-5538 (1374 amino acids)
Source: RefSeq, a predicted model, not a curated record